CCAGGUUUCUGCACUUGCUUUGUGCUCUUCUCCUUUCCUUCUCCUAUUCCUCUCUCUCUCUCUUUCUCUUCCUCUGUCUCUCUCUCUCUCUCUUGCUGGCUCUUUAUGUGACUGACUCGGGGUGAGGGUGUCUGAUUUGCCGCCCGUGGUUGUCCUGUCACGCAGAGCCAGUGGUCUUCGGCCGGGUGGCAUCUCCGGCUGUCGCGUCACCCUGACUGCUUAGUGGUGGAUGGAGGGAUUUGAGGGAAAAUUCACAAAGGGAAAAGAGAAGCACAGGAGACGAAGAACCAUUAGUUGAUUAUUCCAGACUGACUGACUCCUUGGAAGUACACAGGUCCUGUCCCGGCAGAGCGAGAGAGCCCCAUGGUGCGGAGCGAGACGUCUCCCAGCAGGGCCCGGAGGGGCCCCACGCAGCGGCCCAAUGCCUGCUGUUUCUGCUGGUGCUGCUGCUGUAGCUGCUCAUGUCUUACUGUUAGGAAUGAAGACGACAAUCAGACCAGAAGGAAGUCCCUGGAGACCAAGCUGGAGACCAUACCAAACUGUGAACCUUGCGCCAAACCAACGGUAGAUGAGAUGCGGCUGUGGGCGCACUCCUUCGACAAGAUGAUGAAGAACCCGGCUGGUCGAAACGUCUUCAGGGAAUUCUUAAGGACUGAGUACAGUGAGGAGAACAUGCUGUUCUGGAUGGCCUGCGAGGACCUCAAGAAGGAGAUACACAAAACCGACAUUGAAGACAAGGCACGGAUGAUCUAUGAGAAUUACAUCUCAAUACUCUCACCCAAAGAGGUGAGUCUCGACUCCAGGGUGAGGGAGGUCAUCAACAAGAAGAUGCAGGAGCCCACUCCCUUCACGUUUGAGGACGCUCAGCUUCAGAUCUACACUCUCAUGCACAGAGACUCCUACCCCAGGUUCCUCAGCUCCCCUAUAUACAAAUCCCUGCUGCAGGAGGCAUCUCGCCCACCUUCUGAGUCAUAGGUCCACCACUCUCACCUCCCCUUCUCUCACUGUCUCGAUUCCCUUUUGCACAACCACUAAAAGAAAUUCCUCCAGUAGGGGAUUCUCCUUAUUAUUAGUAGUAUUACUAUCGUUAUUAUUGAACCUUUGCCACCCCCCCACACUUUAGAAAAUGCCCUGUUAUUGGUGGGAUUUACCAAACCUAAACAGACUUUAACUGGAAGACACAGGGUCAUUAACAGAAGACAUUUUUGUUUUCUCAUUCCACUGCAGUUACAGCUACUACAUCUACUACUGAUUUAUACAUUUUUUGUACAUUUUAUUUUAUUAUUAUUUUAUUAGUAGUAUUUUUUGAAUAUAUAUUGGUAUUUACGUGUUGGUCCCCCCGAUGCUCUGCAAUAAGGCACUGGAGUAUAUGUUGGAGUGUUUCAGAGCAUGACCACUGGACUGGGAUUCUGUUGUGAUCUGUUUAAUCUGACCUUUCCACUGUCAAUCUGCUGGGAUGAAUUGGGCAGAUUUAGCUGUAGUGGGGGCUGGGAGAUGUGUGGUCAAGAACUUCAAGGUGCACAAAAAAGAGGCCAGGAAUGGUUUGUAGGUUUGCAAACCCAGUGAUUGUACUCAAGCAGCCUAAGGAAAAGUCUGAAUAAUGAAAGAAGAAAAGAAUAUCACUGUUUCCUCUAGAAUGUCAAGUAAGUAUGUUUCUGAGAAGUAUUGUUGAUGUUAUUUAUUUUCUUUACUGCACAAAUUCAUUUCCUUUGUUUCUUUUAAUUGGUACUGAUGACAGUGUUACUAAGCUGUGUGUCAGACGCACACAUACUUUACCGGGAGCCGUUUUGUUAAAUAUAGACACAGUUCCUCAGAGUUCACCGGUAGAGAUUACGUGACCCCUGCAACUUGCGUUUCAGCUGCUGGUCACUGUCAUACAUGAUUUUACAUACUUAUUUACCCACCACACUGGGUGCCCCCCCCCCCCCCCAUGUGACUCUCUGUGUGUUUAAGGUCGACCCCUUUAGCACAAACACAAGGGGAUACACCCUUCGCACUCUUAAUAGGGAUCACAGCCAUGCCUAUGGGUACUGGUCAACAGGCUCAUUUUUAAACAUACAACCAUACAAUAAUACUGCAGUAUUGCUCGUAAUAAUAGCAAUUCUUCAUACAGCACUUUCUGUUAAAAUUCGGGCCUGCUGGCUGUUCAGGCUAGUCUGCCGGAGAGCACUCGUAUGUUGAGGCCCUCCCCUCAGAAUUAUCCAUUGGUCUAGUCAGCCCUGUCCAUCACAAUGUCAGUAUUGUGCCUGGGUAUGGCGUCCCCAGCAGGAAGAAACUCAUCAAUAGCAAAUUCAAUAAUCAAUCGUCGAUUACCUCCAGACAGAAAUUGUCAGGGCAUGCUUAUCAGUCUACUGUGGAGCUGAAACUGCAAAACAAGCAUUGCUGGAUCGCCAAAUAGUUUCAGCACACUUUAGGAUUCUGCUGUAAUCUUAGUUUUUUAUUUGUGUGUUUUUUACACUGAGCAUAAUGUGUUUCUGCAUUGACCGUCAUUCUGCUACUGUCGAAGCGUGACAUUUCAUGUUCCCUCUGAGCCACCAUCCUGACUUUUAAUCCACGUGUUACAUGUUUCCAGUAAAUAGUAGCCAUUUUAUUCUUUUAGGGGUUGGUUAGAAAAAAUCAGAAUUAAUUUUUGUGCAUUAGCAAACUACGGUUUCAUGCAGUCGCUGCUUAUUGACAAAAAAAAUGUAUAAUAUUGGCACAAACAAAACAAAGAAAAAAGCAAAAAUCCUUUAUUGACUAAAUCUGCCGUUCUUUCCACUUCUGGUUUGUCCAAAUGGACAUGAUGAUGAAAGUGGUAGUUCCCAGUGACACAGAAGCUAUCUGUCGUAGUUUAGUGCUGACACUGUGAGCCUCUGGGUCUCAGCCCUUAUGAAAAAUUAGCUAUGUUCAUUAGAUAUAUUAGAUAUGUAAAAAAAUAUGGUUCUUACAUUACAAAUAUAUCUAUUAUUGCCAUUUUUAUACAUGGUAUCAUAUAUGUAAGAACAUAUAUGUUGUAAAAUGUAUAAAAAUGUAUGAUUUUUAACAAUGUAUGCUGCAUUUUUUGCAUUUUUGAAAGUGGCAAUAAUGUGUAUAUUUAAAAUAUAUUGUAUUACAAUGAUUUUGACAUCCUGGAAAAAAAAACAUUCUUAUAUAAAUGUUUAUGAAGAUAAAUAAAUCUGUAUUAUAUUCCUUAUUGAAUUUCUUUACCUAUGUCAGUUUUCUAUAAGGGACCAGCCAUGGUAGCCAUGAGAAUAGAGUCCCUUAUAUUCUUCAGUGUAUGAGGCACCCAGCAUUCUUGUUGAGGGACGCUGGGCCACAUGAUGUGAGUGACGUGGGAAAGCUGUUUUAGAUACGCAGCUAGUUGAUGCGUCGUGUUCACAUCACCUCUCCAAAGUAGCGCCCCCUUCUGGACACUGGACCUGUGUAUGCACAGACACACAGACGGCAUGUGGCAUCCAAGUGAGGCACUUUGUAUCCAGGACAGAGCAUAGGCAACAAAACAAAGGGUCACGGCACCGUUCGAAUGGGCAUUAAAACGAGCUUAAGAAAGUAUGAUACUGUGACCUUUCGCAACGAUUCGUACUUCCCAUUCUUACUGUUCAAUUUACAAUUGACAUAACACAUAAAAUGCACUUGUCACUGAACAUCCAACUGUAUAUCGAACAUAAAAAUGACUAAAUGAAUUAAGUCAAAGUAACUCUUUCAUUAACUUCACAUUUUGAAUUAUUGCUGCUACCGUAGCUUUUUCAUUUCCAGAUUAACACACUAGAAAGGCAAUAAGGCUUCCUAUGUUUUUGGGUUGGUUUAAUUAAAAACUGAUCUGUAAUCCUCUCCAAAUUAAGGUGUAAAGGGUUGUGUCUGAAAUCAAAUGAGCCACCAUUGGGAGCAGCGGUAGAUCCAUUAGCAUAGCGACUCAUUUUCACUGCCUGGUUUCAUAUGAUGUGCAUCUAUGCUGUUCAUUUGCUCCACACUCAGUGCCAUGGAUAGUCGCAGAUCAGACUGCAGCAAAGGAAAGUCUGCUUACUGUUUACAGUUCAGGAUUUUAAAUUGCAAUCUUCCUUUCUAGCAACAGUAAAACAUGUAUAGUUAGUAUAUUGCAUAAAGCUAUAGGCAUAUAGAAUUUAUUUACAUAUAUAUAUUCUUAAACCCAUAGUUAUCCUGGGCACGGUCCCAGGUACAUAUUUUUUCAUAUAUUUUAUAUAAACAGAUCUAUAGUUCAUAUGAUGUUACAUUUAACACAAUCAUAAUAAGAUGUUUAUUUAAAUGCAUUUUACAAGAAAGGAGUAUUGCAGUUUUUAAUGCUGUUAUUUUAUAGAGUGAAAAGUGCUUGGAUGUAUAAUUGUUUUUCUGCCGAGAAGAUUUAAUAAUUGUGCAUGAUGUUAUUUUUAGAUAUAUGUAUGUCUAUAUGAAAAUAUAUAUAAAUAUAUAUAAACAUAUAUUUAGUAAAGCCUUGGUUAUCCAGUGCAAUGAAAUGGUCUGGCCUGGUUAAGCGGAUGUGCAAUGUUUCAGUCUGCCGACUUCUGUGGCAAGAGUCCAGGUGGGGGUUGGGGUCCCGGCACAGGCGGGAGCAGACCUGCAUCCACCUGACAGCUUGCCAGGACAGCAGCUAGCUCCCGGACUGCAACCAUCUGUACAGCUGUGUGCUGCUCCACAGCACCCCCUGCUGCACACCCGCAGGCACACCUGCGCUGCACAGGAGGUCAGACACAAGAAGCCCGUCAUACAUGGGAGGAACGAGGGAGAGCCGUGGAUAGAGCUCUCUGGAGCCUGCGUCAUAAAUCACUGUGCUGGUGGUUUCUCCACUAUACUUAGUAUCUUAUCCUCCGUUUUUAUUCAUUUUUCACUAAGAAAAAAACCUGUGUGCCUGCUAAUGUCAGAGUGGCAAGGGAAGGUUUCAGCACAUUGUGAUUUGACCAUGAGGGAGUAGUAGGAGCUUCGGCGAGGCAACGGGGAUCUUCGGUCAUUUCUGUAUUGCCGUAUUGUCGUGUCAGAUGAAAACCUGGGUCCCGGCUCUGCACACUCUGCGGCCAUGCGAAUAAGUGAACGUGCACUUCACACCGACGGCCAUUGUCACACUUCUCACGUGGCUGUAUUUACCCUAACCCUACCCCCAUGUGAGUUCCCCUCCGUCCAAACGCCAGGCAGGCAGAGAGGAAAACUCACAAUGUGGAGGCCUGCUCAUGUUUACACAUACCUGUGCCCUGAGCUGGAAGUGUCAGACAGCAUUCUGUGCCAGGUGAAGGGAGUGUGUGUGCGUGUAUGUGCGUGUAUGAGGAACUGUACUCCCAUGCACACAUCUGUAAUAUGCGAUACAUACUUUCAUACUUUUUUUGUCUUUCUCUGUUCUUGGUAAUAUUGAUGAUAUUAAAAAUGAGAGUACAGGUAAAUGUACCACCAGAGGCUCCUUUACAAAGGUUCACUGUACAACUGUUUUCCACUCAGUUUCUUUUAGACAAAGUGCAGUACAAGUGAGCGGCAGAGUUUCUGUAAACUGAUCCAUCCCAUUAUUUGCAUUUCCUUUGGGCUUCUCCACUACCUGUUACAGCCACGACAGCACAGUGCUAUGAAAAGCCUUGGCUAUGGGUCAUUACAGUGUCAUUUAUUCAUGUUCAGCCAACAUCAUUGGUGCUAUUUGCCCUGUCUCACAAACAUGGGCCUCGAGUAGAGUCUCCACAAUGUCAACUCCUGCUGGUCCUACCUGAUCCUGUCCUUCAAAUGUUCAUAUAUAUAUAUAUACAUACUGAUAAUAAUAAAGGAGUUUGUGUUAUCAUUCAA
Messenger RNA from Brienomyrus brachyistius, 5754 nucleotides. RefSeq names its product regulator of G protein signaling 19 (gene rgs19). The record is from RefSeq and is a predicted model, not a curated record. The transcript is spliced from 5 exons. NCBI's taxonomy places the organism in Eukaryota, Metazoa, Chordata, Actinopteri, Osteoglossiformes, Mormyridae. Bases 364 to 975 code for a protein of 203 amino acids.